ACUGCACGGGGUGGGCUCUCCGCAGUGUCUCAGCCUGUGCUGCUGCCGUGACAUCUGUUGCUGGUCGGUGCUGUAGUUGCCGGGAUGGGGAGACUCAGCGGUUCGCUGCGAUGUGUCAAGUACCUGCUGCUCACAUUCAACCUCAUCUUCCUGUUGGCAGGAUCAUCAGUAGUAGCUGUUGGUCUGUGGCUUUUAUUCAGUGGACAGGUAAAGAAAUUAAACACAGAUGAUGAAGAAGUCUAUGCCUACUUUUAUCUUGGGCUUUAUAUUCUGAUAGGAGCGGGGGCUCUGAUGAUGGUCAUUGGCUUCUUUGGUUGCUGUGGAGCUGCCCGGGAAUCACAGUGUUUGCUUGGAGCGUUUUUUGCCUGCUUACUUGUCAUUUUUGCCACAGAAAUCACUGCAGGUGUAUUUGCGUUUUUGGGUAAAAAAAGGACUGUUACAGAUAUUCAACAUUUAUACUCGGAGGCUUACAAAAAUUUUAUAGACAAAGCGGAAGGAAACAGAACACUGCAAGAAGUUCACAGUUUGGCAAAAUGCUGCGGGAAUGAGGACCCUAAGAGCGCAGAGCAUGUGAGCAGCUUGUGUUUAGAGGAGUAUAAACAGCAUAAGAACUGCUUGGAAGAGAUUGAGAAGGUGGUGCAUCAUAAUUUCCAGAUAGUUGGAAUACUUGCAGUCUGUACAGCCGGAAUAACGAUCUUCGGGAUGGUCUUUAGUUUGGUCCUCUGUUGUGCCAUUCGGAACUCUAGUGAUAUGCUCUGAUCAGCAAACGCAUUUCGCCUUGUUCUCCCAACCUGGAUCACCAUGCUACCUGCUGGCACAGGGACUGUUAAACACCUGUCGGCUCGGACAAUCUUUUUUGCCCAAGCAAUGUUAAAUAAGCAAGAUGCUAAGCUGUGUUCUGUGUAAUGCUAUGCAAUGUACUAUAAAAUCCAUUGCUCUGAAGAGCUAAUAUUGUAUGAUUUAGUCUGUUUUUUUCAUAUUGCAUUUAAUGGUUAAUGCUUUGAAGAGGCAAUGCCACAUAGCAAAUAGCAUUCUGUAAUGUACUACUGUAUAAAGAUUCAGUUUCCUUUCUUCUCUCUGUGUACAAAUGACUGAGACCUUACCUUUCUAUGCAGUUACAUCCUUCUAUUUAACUGAAAAUGUUAAUAUUGCUGUAAAGUUACUGUAAAGAAAGUACAAUGUUUGAGACUGUUUUGAGCAUUUGGUUAUUAAAAAUAUUAAAUAUCCAAAAACAUAAA
Messenger RNA from Pseudophryne corroboree (corroboree frog), 1238 nucleotides. It is a transcript of the gene TSPAN2, whose product is annotated as tetraspanin 2. Lineage: Eukaryota; Metazoa; Chordata; Amphibia; Anura; Myobatrachidae. The record is from RefSeq and is a predicted model, not a curated record. Bases 85 to 759 code for a protein of 224 amino acids. The transcript has 8 exons. Gene Ontology annotation, cellular component: plasma membrane.